AUGACAGAUAAGAUCAUCGCCCAGGCCCAGGAAUGGCUACCCAAUAUACCCCUCACUGUGGUUUCCCAAGGUGCCGAGGCCAUUGUGUUUGCUACCGAUACUCAUCCUUACUCCGGUGAUAAGCCGUUGAUCAUCAAGUACCGCCCCAAAAAGUCAUAUCGUCACGCGAAGAUUGAUGCACAGAUCACACGUUUACGAAGCACUGGCGAGGCCCGUUUCAUGUAUAAGUUGAAUAAGCUUGGAGUACCAGCUCCUAUGCUCGUGGCAUGCGAUUUUGAUCACGGAAUCAUUUGGAUGGAGAAGGUAGGAGGCAGGUUACCUCUGGGCGAGGCCAGCUCGUUGAAGAAUUGGUUGUGGCAUUUAGAACGUCUGGGAAGCAAUUGUGUCGAUGAAGAUGUGGCGCAAGUGCUUAAUGAGGUUGGUGAACUUGUGGGGAAGCUUCACUUGAACGACAUGGUGCAUGGAGAUCUUACCACUUCAAACGUGAUGUUAGACAAUGGCCAUCCGUGUCUCAUUGAUUUCGGUCUUGGAGAUCAUCUGAGUUUAGCCGAAGACCGUGCUGUGGAUCUUUACGUGUUGGAACGGGCGGUCAAUAGCACGCACUCAGUUUAUGCUGAGCAAUAUAAUCAGUGGUUUCACCAAGGGUACGAAAGAAUUCACACCGAGGAGAAGUAUCGGAAAGGAUCAGCAAAGCGGUUCAAGGAGACGAUGCGCAAAUUAGAAGAUGUUCGACUUCGUGGACGUAAGCGAAGCAUGAUUGGUUGA
Molecule: messenger RNA, 765 nt
Organism: Diutina rugosa
Lineage: Eukaryota; Fungi; Ascomycota; Pichiomycetes; Serinales; Debaryomycetaceae
Product: serine/threonine protein kinase
Exons: 1
Coding region: 1-765 (254 amino acids)
Biological process (GO): protein phosphorylation
Cellular component (GO): cytosol; nucleus; EKC/KEOPS complex
Molecular function (GO): ATP binding; protein serine/threonine kinase activity
Source: RefSeq, a predicted model, not a curated record